Messenger RNA from Trichoderma atroviride IMI 206040, 1069 nucleotides. NCBI's taxonomy places the organism in Eukaryota, Fungi, Ascomycota, Sordariomycetes, Hypocreales, Hypocreaceae. The record is from RefSeq and is a predicted model, not a curated record.
AUUACGUUGCCUGGACUGUCUGAUUAUUGGCGCGGCAACCCGCUCUCUUCAUCCUCCAUCUCCAUCAAACCCUCGAUCCGAUCGCUAUUCAAGGCGACUUGAUUCAUACCCGCCAAGAUGGAUGCGCCAGAGCCCGAACAGACCCCUUUCGCGGCCGUCACAGCCCAUACCACCAAGUUGCAGAGACAAUAUCAAGCGAUCUUGGAUCAGUCAACUCCCUAUGUCACAUACCGUUGGAUUGGCACAGGCGUGGCUCUGCUAAUGUUCUUCCUGCGCAUUUUCUUUGCGCAGGGAUGGUAUAUUGUUGCUUAUGCCCUGGGAAUCUACCUCCUGAACCUCUUCCUGGCCUUCCUCCAGCCGAAAUUCGACCCUUCGAACGACGCCUUGGAUAACGAAAUGGAAGAUGGCUCUGUCGGUACCCUCCCAACCAACCGAGACGAAGAGUUCAAGCCCUUUAUCAGACGCCUUCCCGAAUUCAAGUUCUGGUACUGGGCAACCAGAGCCAUUGGCAUUGCCUUUCUCUGCACCUGGUUUGCCAUCUUUGACGUGCCCGUUUUCUGGCCCGUCUUGGUCAUGUACUGGUUGAUUCUCUUCGUCCUGACCAUGCGCCGACAAAUCCAGCACAUGAUCAAGUACCGCUAUGUGCCCUUUUCCGUUGGCAAGAAGUCUUACGCCAAGGACCGAUCGUAGGCAGAUUGCAUUUCGAUUGCCUAGAGACAAAAAAUCUCUCUUUUAUGGAUUCGAACUGGAAUAUUGGAGGUGGACUUUUUCAAGACGGGUUGACUUUGAGUCGUGUAACAGAUUGCCGUGGCCCACAACGUGCCAGAGUGCGUGGUGGGCUGGAUGCAAAGAGAUGAGUGUAUGGCAAACAGAUGGGCUUUCAAAAGGGAUUACAAAAAAGCGAUUGACGGCCUAUCGAUGAAUCCUUCAAAGGCGUAGAUGGAUGGGUUAGACCAGGGAUGGCUGAUACGAAAUCGCAUGGGAACCAGGUCUUGGAGACGACCUCUCACAGAGAGCCCGCUACCUAUUAUAUUUUAAUUUAAUGAAAUAUUUUUUUUGCGCCUCAGAG